AGCUAAAUAAAUUUAUUGCAAUCACAUAAUGCAUAGCAUAAACGUGAGCUGAGAAAACCUCAGAUUUAUUCGCACCUGGUCACACUACAAAAUCCAAAAUACAAAAAAGUUAAUUUUUAUUUUCUUAAUCCAACAAAGAAACGUAACAAUUAGUCAAAGAAAAUGAUGUUGAACAAAUACGAAAUCUAUCAACGCACAAACAACAUGUUCCAACAACAACAAUUACAGCUCCAACAGCAACAACAACAUUUACAACAACAGCAUCAGCAGCAGCAACAGGCAUCGCAGCAAGCAUCGCUGCAGCUCUCCCACUCGCACCCGCACGCCAUAUCCUAUCUGGAUAGCGCUGCCAGCAGCAACGCCGGCAGCACUGCAGCAGAACUGGCCGCCAUGUUGGCCGCCAGCAAAGCGGAAAGGGAGUCCAUACAUUCGGGUCAAUUUAUGGUCUCACACUUUGAGGCCGAAGAGGCGCAAGAUGAUCUAGAGGAUGAUGGCGAGGUGAAGAUGUUGGAUCCCGAGGAUCCGAGUCUUGAUAAACCUGGCGCCGCGGCUAAUACCUGCCGCGAUGUGCAGCUAUAUGUGCCCCAGAAAGUGGCACAGUUUCCACGCAUGGAUCUGGAUCGCGAAUGCGAUGAUAAUAGCAUGGGCAUGAGCAUCACAUCCCACCUGGAGAUCGAGACGUCGCUGACCAAGCUAUUCAAAUGCAUGAAUCUGGCCUAUAGCCAAAAACUUACAUCUCCCAAAUGGAAUCAUUUUAAGGGCGUUCGUUUGCGUUGGAAGGAUAAAAUACGACUUAACAAUGUCAUCUGGCGUUGUUGGCAUAUGCAAUUUAUACAAAAGCGCAGAACACCGGUGUGUCAAUUCGCAUCGCCGCUGGACGUUGACAUACAUAGUAAUCCCCAAACCGUUGUGCUUGAGGGAAAAUAUUGGAAACGUCAUGCAGCUGUUAUCAAAGCCGAAUAUAGAAAAUGGCGCAAAAAUUAUAAAUCAAAAGCAACUGGCUGCUUGACUUAUGAUUCGAAAAGUGAAUUGGACUUUUUGGAAUGGUCUCCGCUGAACGAUAGAAACUUAAUGCCAGAGGACUGGACAACGGACACAUUGUUCUCGGCAAUAAAUGGACCAUUUCCAUUUCCAGAUUCCAGAGAGAUCGCACGCGGUGCAGGCAUUGCGGAUUUUAUACAGCCAAGUCUGGGGCCAUUGCAACCGAAUUUAGAUGAUAUCGAUCUUACCCUGUCAGAUUUGCUCACCACAACCGGCUCACGCUUGCCACCCGUGCCCGAGGAGGGCACUGAUGCGGAGAUGCUCAAGAACGACGACUAUUGCCUGCAGGCGAUCGUAGGUGCUCCGCACACGCUCUACAGCAACGACAACAUGAUGGAGGUGGUGGCCAGCAGCAGCGGCGGCGGCAGUGCUCAAGUGGAUGCCAAUAUGCUGGAGCUGAACACGCCCAUUGGCAACAUGCCCUACGGCGACAUCGAGCAACAGUUUGUGACAGCGCGUCAGCAGGCUGUAAGCGAUGCGCAGCAGCAACAUUUGCUGAACGAUAGUCAGUCGACGCGUCUGCAUGCGGGCAAGCACUUUGGCCCCAUCGGCGGCAGUGAUAGCAGCAGUCGUUGCUCCCCCAACGACAGUUUCUCCAGCAAGAGCGUCAUUAACGGGCGCAUCGCCAAGAAUACGCAGCGUCUCAUACGACGCGAGCCGCACAACUAUGAUAAGGCGCAGCCGACGCUGCAUCAGACGACAAUCUAUCAACAGAUGCUCGCCGAGCAGCAAAAGAAUCAACAGCAGCAGCAGCAGCAGCAGCAACAGCAACAACAACAGCAGCAGCAGCAACAGCACCUGAGUGGUGGUGCUGUAUUGCAGCCGUUUCAGACACCCCAAGAGCAGCAGCAGCAACAGCAACAGCAACUGUUGCAGCAACAACAACAGCAGCAGCAGCCGCGCUUGCUUUUUCCCACACAGCAGCAGCAGCAGCAACAAAGCGCUUACAAUACGCAAAGUUUCUUAAGUACCUAUGCAGACAGUUAUCAGCACCAACAGCAGCAGCAACAAUUGCCCACACAGCAGCAGCAGCAGCAGCUCAGCGUCAAGGUGGAGCCACAUCAAACAGAUGUUAUGUCUUUGCUGAACGACAGCUCCUAUAACUCCAUUAGCUACAAGCCGUAUCCGCAGUUUAAGAAGUCCGCAUCCACGGGUACGUUUCUGAACGUGCCACGGGUCUCCCAGCAGCAGCAGCAACAGUCGCAACAGCAAACCUACAUGCAACAGGACCAACAGCAGCAGCAAUUGCAGAUGCAACACUCGCUGCCUUUGAGCCUGGGUCUAAGCCCGCAACAGUACAUGCAGCUGACGCGCCAGCAACAGGCAGCCAACACACAGCAGCAGCAGCAGCAGCAGCAGCAGCAACAACAACAACAGCAGCAGCAGCAGCUGCAACAGCAAACUGUCUCCAGUCUGCUGCUGCAACAGCAACCCGCUGUAAGCGUCGCCUCCUGGGCCACGCCCAAUCAAACCACCCUCUUGCCCAAGGAGAUGCAUCGCUCCAAUAGCUUGCCGCUGAAUGUGUCGCUGCCCAAGCCCAUUCACCACGAGCAGCAGCAGCAGCAACAACAGCAACAGUUCAUUGUGCCCAAGUAUCAUGUGAAGGGUAAAUCGCGUGUGCGCAGCAAUUCGAUGCAUCAACAGCAUACGGUUGUCGCUGCCGGCGGUGGCUCACCAGUCAACAAUGGACUCGCCAGCAGCAGCAGCAACAGCAGCAGCAGCAACUUGCUAAUCACACAGCAGAUGCAACAGGCCACCAGCGAUCCAAUGCUCAACAGCACACUCGCCCAGCUGCUGACCUCAAAUACACGCUUGCAGGCAGCCGUGGCCAGCAAAACGCAACAGUCGAAUUCUUCCGCCAAUGCCAUAGUCAGCAACAGCAACAUCAGCAGCAACAGCAACAUCAGCAGCAACAACAACAACCAGCAGCAGCAGCAGCAACAGCAGCAAACGCUAUAUGUGAACAAUGCAGCAACAUCGCCGAUGUCUGUGCCGGUGCCAGCGCAACAACAUUCACCAAAGAAAUCCGCCUCGUUGCCGCUGUCGAUUGCUGCGCCGGCACUGCACAGUCCGCCCAUGGGGAAGAUGCUCAGCUUUGGUGGCCAGGGUGGCAAUAGUCUGGGUAGUAACUUGAGCCUGUCGCCGGACUCGCCGUUCCACGAUUCGCAGGACUCGCCGCUGUCGCCGACGACCAGCUUGAAGUAUCAGCCGCGCGAUACGCAACGUCGCGCUGGCCACAUUCAUGCCGAGCAGAAGCGUCGCUAUAACAUCAAGAAUGGCUUCGAUACACUGCACUCGCUCAUCCCGCAACUGCAGCAGAAUCCCAAUGCCAAGCUGAGCAAGGCGGCGAUGCUGCAGAAGGGCGCCGAUCACAUCAAACAGCUGCGACAGGAGCGCAAUGUGCUCAAGGAUAAAAUCGAAGCGUUGCGCAUGGAGCGCGAUGCACUAAAUAACUCCCUGAUGCAUCUGCACUCGGUGCUGCCGGCGAAUGGAGCGCCUGUGACACGCCAGGGCACGGAGCAUGUGCGUCAGCUAUAUGAGGUCUAUGUGCGAUACAAUACAAUGAACGAUUGGAAGUUUUGGAUUCUGGGUCUCAUUCUGGAACCUUUGUUGGCCUCUUACACCUCGACCGUUUCCAGCGCCAGUUUGGAUGAGCUGCGGCGCACCGCUUUCCUCUGGGUGGAUCAGCACUGUUCGCUCAUAGAUCUGCGACCUGCUGUUACGAACAAAUUAAAGUACCUAUCGAUGCACACAGAUAUUGUGUCGGAUCCACCCAGUACCUUGCAGGAGGAAGUGGCGAAGGCUCUGCAGAAUACCAGCGGCCAGCAUCCCAAUCUCCAUGGCUCCUAACCGUUGUUGCUGCUCGUGAUAUGAAUUUAACCCUAUUGCUACAACAAAUCCAAUGUCAAUGCAAAAUGUUCGCCCUGCUGGGGGCAGCCACGUUCCACAGUCAGCAGCUAAAAAUUGUACAAAUUGCCUCGUGCUGGGGCAGAUUCAUUGUAUAUGUGUGUGCAUGUGUGCAUGCAACAGAUGCACCAUCAGCCAUCAGCCACCAGCAGAUGUAGAUGCAGCCUCAGCUGCAACCACAGUUGGCGUGUAGUGCCUACAAUUCUAUGACUUAAGUGUAAAAUAAACGAUUUUACAAUUUUUU
This is a messenger RNA of Drosophila navojoa, 4192 nucleotides long. It is a transcript of the gene Mondo, whose product is annotated as MLX interacting protein mondo. The record is from RefSeq and is a predicted model, not a curated record. Gene Ontology annotation, biological process: regulation of transcription by RNA polymerase II. NCBI's taxonomy places the organism in Eukaryota, Metazoa, Arthropoda, Insecta, Diptera, Drosophilidae. Gene Ontology annotation, molecular function: protein dimerization activity; DNA-binding transcription factor activity, RNA polymerase II-specific; RNA polymerase II cis-regulatory region sequence-specific DNA binding. Gene Ontology annotation, cellular component: nucleus.